Molecule: messenger RNA, 1980 nt
Organism: Columba livia (rock pigeon)
Lineage: Eukaryota; Metazoa; Chordata; Aves; Columbiformes; Columbidae
Gene: HSPA14
Product: heat shock protein family A (Hsp70) member 14
Exons: 14
Coding region: 106-1626 (506 amino acids)
Cellular component (GO): nucleus; ribosome; plasma membrane
Molecular function (GO): ATP-dependent protein folding chaperone; ATP binding
Source: RefSeq, a predicted model, not a curated record
GUGCGGGCUUUGACUGGUGGCCGAGGAGAAGAGGAGAGCGGAAUUGGUUGGGAGGGAAGGGGUGCGGGGUGCAUUGUGGGGUGGCCGGCGCGCGUGGAGGGGCUGAUGGCGGCGAUCGGCGUCCACCUGGGCGCGACCUGCGCCUGCGCCGCCGUCUACAAGGAUGGCCGCGCCGACGUGGUCGCCAACGACGCCGGGGACAGGGUCACUCCUGCGGUUGUUGCUUUUUCGGAAAGCGAGGAGGUUGUUGGCUUAGCUGCAAAGCAAAGUAGGAUAAGGAAUAUUUCAAACACUGUGGUGAAGGUGAAGCAGAUCCUUGGGCGAAGCUCUGGUGACCCACAGGCAGAGAAAUAUAUUGCAGAAAGCAAAUGUUCAGUAAUUGAGAAGAAUGGAAAACUUCAAUAUGAAAUAGAUAAUAAACUUAUUAACCCAGAAGAUGUGGCAAAACUAAUUUUCAGUAAAAUGAAAGAAACUGCUCAGUCUGCAUUGGGUUCAGAUGUAAAUGACGUCGUUAUCACUGUACCGUUUGAUUUUGGAGAGAAUCAGAAAAAUGCCCUUGGGGAAGCAGCUGCAGCUGCUGGGUUUAAUGUUUUGAGAUUAAUUCAUGAACCGUCUGCAGCUCUCCUGGCUUAUGGAAUUGGCCAAGAUUCACCCACUGGGAAAAGCAAUGUGUUGGUCUAUAAACUUGGUGGAACAUCGCUUUCUAUCACAGUUAUAGAAGUAAACAGUGGAAUAUAUCGUGUGCUUGCUACAAACACAGAUGAUAGCAUUGGUGGAGUUUGCUUCACAGAAGCUCUAGCGCAACACUUAGCUUCUGAAUUUCAGAGAUCUUGCAAACAUGAUAUUAGAGGAAAUCCCAGAGCCAUGAUGAAGUUAAUGAACAGCGCUGAUGUUGCAAAGCACUCGUUAUCCACCCUGGGAAGUGCAAACUGUUUUGUAGAUUCAUUGUAUGAUGGAUUGGAUUUUGAUUGUAAUGUGUCCAGGGCCAGGUUUGAACUUAUCUGUUCUUCACUUUUUACUAAAUGUAUAGAAGCAAUUAAAAAGCUCUUGGAGCAAGUUGGAUUUACAGCAGAUGAUAUCAAUAAGGUAGUUCUGUGCGGUGGGUCUGCUCGAAUCCCGAAGCUACAGCAGCUGAUCAAAGACAUUUUCCCAAAUGUAGAAUUACUGAAUUCAAUUCCUCCAGACGAAGUUAUUCCCAUUGGUGCCGCCAUAGAGGCAGGAAUCCUGCUAGGGAGAGAGAACCCUUUGUUAGAAGAAGAAGCGCUGUUUAUUGAGUGUUCCGCUAAAGAUAUUCUCCUUAAGGGAGUAGAUGAGUCAGGGGCUGACAGAUUCACAGUGCUGUUUCCAUCAGGGACACCAUUACCAGCUCGAAGGCAGCACACCCUGCAUGCUCCUGGAAACACUUCCUCUGUGUGCCUUGAACUUUACGAGUCAUCGGGGAAAAGUUCCAUGAAUGAAGAGGGUAAAUUUGCGCAGAUUGUACUCCAGGAUUUAGAUAAAAAAGAGGAUGGCCUACAUGAUAUACUAACUGUUCUCACUAUGAAAAGGGAUGGGUCAUUACACGUUACCUGCACAGAUCAGGAUACCGGAAAGUGUGAAAUCAUCACGGUCGAAGUGGCAUCAUAGUCUCUUUUGAAAGGCAGCAUUUUUCUAAGUUGAUUUGUCUCCUGUUGACUUUUCUGCCAAAGUGGCAACUCUCUGAGGUGUCUCUAAUGAUUCUUAGGAGGCUGGAAUAAACAGGAGUGAAACAUUAAUUUGCCACUGGGUCAGUUUGGAGUGAAGAGCAUGGUGCAAACCAUUAAUUUAGACAUGGCAGACAGCAGAGCACUGAAUUAUCAGCACCUGAUUUUAAAAAAAUGCAGGACUUUUUUUUUCCCCGGAGUUAUUGUAAGAUAGUUCUGUGGUAUUGCCUAAAAAAUGUGUGUAAGGGUUAUAUGUGACUAUUUAUGUUACUAAUAAAAUAUGGGGGUUUUUAAUGCA